AUGCCCAUAGUAAAUCACAUUGCUGUUAUCGGGGCUGGUCCAGCGGGAUUGGCAGCUGCGAAAGCUCUUGCUUUAGAGCCCGCGAACUGGAUCAUCGAUGUAUUCGAGAGACGGGACAGUAUAGGUGGAGUGUGGAAUUUCACUGAAGACAAGAGCACAGUUGCUCCCCCAAUUCCAUCCACAGACCCAAACGGUGAGGAAAAACACACAGAAUAUGGCAAUCUGGAAAUUCAAUUUCCCUCCUCGAUGUAUAAAAAACUAGAAACAAACCUCACCGACACCCUCAUGGAAUAUAGCAACGUGCCAUUCCAGCCACGCAAGUCCAAAUUCAUUGAUCGCUCCGAAGUGCUUCAGUACUUGCAUAAGUACGCUGAUACGAUCCCCAAGGAUGUUCACUUCAACUUCAAGACAAAUGUGCUAGGCGUCAAGAAAAAUUCGGGGGAAUCGAAAUGGACUGUGACCACUGAGAAUUUGACCUCGGCCAAAAAGACCACUGAUGCAUACGACGCAGUGGUGGUCGCAAACGGUCACUAUGAACAUCCCUUUAUUCCAGACACUCCAGGCUUAAAGAAAUGGAGUGAAAGGGAUCCGCAUUCUGUGACUCACUCCAAGUAUUUUGUAAGCUCUGCUGACUUCAGAAACGAAACUGUGCUUAUAAUUGGUAACUUUGCCAGUGGCAUGGAUUUGGCUAUGCAAAUCGGUACCACCGCAAAGCAAGUGUAUGUGAGCACCAAAGAUGAGACUUUGGAAGAGUCUCAGUACGACUAUGUAAAGAAGGUGAGACUUGUCACCAAAUAUGAUGUUUCCACAAGAAAAGCACACACCGUCGAUGGUGCAACUCUUGACAACAUAGACAGGAUUGUUUUUUGCACGGGCUUUCUCUACACCUUUCCAUUUCUCCGCAAUUACUCUGCAGAAAUUACUAACGGGGUGAGUGUGAAAAGCCUCUAUAAACAGACUUUCUACGUGGACGACCCAACGCUUCUGUUUAUUGGUUUAACUAAAAUGAACUCUCCAUUGCCUAUCAGUGAGUCCCAGGCCGCUGUAGUGGCCCGCGUCUUAUCCGGGCGGAUACUGCUACCAAGCGUAGAGGAAAUGCGGUUGAGCUACGAGGCUGAAUUCAGCGCCAAAGGUGAGAAGGAGUUUCAUUCAUUAAAAGGUUGUGAUUAUUUAUUUGCAAAUGAACUCUAUGACUGGAUCGUCAGAAGUGGCACAGAGAAAAAAGGGCUUUUGCCUCUGUUCUGGGAUGAAAAGAAGAGCAGCGAAAGAGAAGGUAUCUCGGAAGUCAAGAAAAACAGAAAUAUUGCAGUUGCCAAGUACGCUGAUCAGCUCCGUGCUGAAGGCCGCGAGUUUGAGUUUCCUAAACAAGAUUAAUGUCCGAUCACCAACUAGAAACUAGCUCCAUAGUUAUUUCAAAAUCAUUGCGAGUUAUAAAUACAUGGUUUUGAGUAGUGUUCAACAUGUUGAUGGGCUCUCUUUGAGACAACGUGGAACUAGAAGUAGGUUUGUUUGCUUGAAGCUUUACCAUGCACAACGCUGUGAUACUAUUCUUGCUCUUAACAGAAGUAGGUUUUUGCGAAAUGCUGGAUCCUUCCGAAUUAAUUUUUUUGCAAAGAUUUUUUGCAAAGAUUUUUUGCAAAGAUUGGGAAAUUGGACAAAUAAUGUGGGAAACCCCCGA
Metschnikowia bicuspidata var. bicuspidata NRRL YB-4993 is the source of this 1678-nucleotide messenger RNA. RefSeq names its product N,N-dimethylaniline monooxygenase. The record is from RefSeq and is a predicted model, not a curated record. The transcript has a single exon. The coding region runs from base 1 to 1374 and encodes 457 amino acids. NCBI's taxonomy places the organism in Eukaryota, Fungi, Ascomycota, Pichiomycetes, Serinales, Metschnikowiaceae. Gene Ontology annotation, molecular function: NADP binding; flavin adenine dinucleotide binding; N,N-dimethylaniline monooxygenase activity.